Molecule: messenger RNA, 2007 nt
Organism: Paralichthys olivaceus (Japanese flounder)
Lineage: Eukaryota; Metazoa; Chordata; Actinopteri; Pleuronectiformes; Paralichthyidae
Source: RefSeq, a predicted model, not a curated record
AUGAAAUCACAAAAGGGAGUGGAGGACAGUCAGCGAGUACGUAGGCGCCGUCAUGUUGUCCACAGAGAGCGCACUGAUUCCGCCAGCUCCAGCUCCAUCUAUUUCACUGCCAGCCAGGGCAUGGCCAGCACAUAUGAAGAGACCAGCGAAGGAGGUUACUCCACAGCAUAUGCUGAGUCAGACUACACAGACCGGGACACAGACAGAGAAGAGCAGGAGCCUGAGCAGGAGCCUGAGCAGGAGUCUGAGCAGGAAUCUGAGGAGGAUGAAGACAGGAGUUGUGCCACAGUCCUAACCCUCCGCCGGGAAGACUCUCAGGAGGAGGAGGUGGAUGAAGGUAGAGAGCUGGAGGAGGAAGAAGAUGAUCAGGGGAGGCUGCAACUGGUGACUGAAGUUCCCAGUGGGGAGCUGGCUCUCCUUCUGGCGCAGAGUGACAUCCUCCACACAGGAGAUGCCAGUUUAAAGGCAGAGGGCUUUCGACUCCUGCUGGACAACAGAACAGAGUAUGGAGACAGCAGGGAGUUUCUAUGGAGACUGGCUCGGGCCUACAUUGAUGUGUAUGAGUCCACUGAGGACAAGCAAAAGAAGAUGAUAUAUGCACAACAAGGUCGUAUGGAGGCAGAGCUGGCCCUGAAGAAGAAUGGCCUUAACGCUGAGUGUCACAAAUGGUUUGCUGUGCUGACAAGACUGAGCUCCCAGUAUGAGGGCAUGCAUGGCAAGCUGAAGAGCAGCCUCUUACUGAAGGAGCAUCUGGAACGUGCUAUCUUCCUCAGAGAUGAUGACCCCAUGUGUUUCUACCUGCUGGGUAGAUGGAGCUAUGAGGUAGCCACCCUGGACUGGAUUGAGAGCAAGGCGGCUGCUGCCCUCUACCACAGCCCCCCCUACUCCACCCUACAUGACGCCCUUGAGAACUUCCUCAAGGCAGAGGAACUCAGUCCAGGUUUCUCCAAGACUGUGAGACUUUACAUUGCAAAGUGUCACAAGGAACUGGGAAACAUAUCGGAGGCCACAACCUGGACUCAGCUGGCUCUGAACAUGACCACUAACAGUGACAACGAUGAAGAAUCAUCCAAACUGGAAGCUCAACUUGUGGUCUUAACUGACGGAGCAACUGAACAAUUCAUUUCGACUGAGGUCUGCCAGAUGGAGUCUGGCUAGUCAGGCCACCCUUCUGUGAUCAUUCGGCCCAAUGUGCUUUACAAAAGGCACAAUCAUUUUCUUUUCCUUCAAUUGGUGGAUAUCUUUGUUAUGCUGUCACUGUAAAAUUAAGUUUUUUAAUGUUGAUUUAUUUCCUGCUGACUUUACUAUGCUUCAUUGAAUCAGUAUUAGUAAUUAAUAUAUAUUUUUGUGUACAUGGUAUCUAUUAUCUGUUAACUAUAUGCCUAGAAGUCAUUGAUUUAACACAGGUCAUUUUAUUUUUCAGCACCAUAAUGUGAAUGCAACAGAAUAUAUUCACCCAAAUAACCAAAAAGCUUAUAUUUGAACUUCCCUUUAGUAAUUCAUAGUCAUUGAGCUAUCUCAAGGACCAGACAAAUGAAUCCAUUUUACACAGCUAGAUACCAGAGGUAAGGUCAUUUUAAUUUAUUCUUUAGUUACAGACAAUUAGUCUGAUUUAAGGUACCUACGUGUGGUGGCUUUUAACAUAGGGAUCAAUACGACUCAGUGUCAGAGUGCCACAGUGGAACAAGAUUCACACUAGUCAAACAAUUUUCCACUACAGACACUGAAUAUUUAGUAAUAUGCGAUGGUAAAAUUAUUUGGAGGCAGGAUUUUUUUAAUGGAGUAGUCUGGUUGUGACUGUGCAAAGUAUCCUAAUGUUUUUGAUUUUACACUUGUUCCAGAAGUGAAACUACCGAUGAAUUAUUUGAUCGAGUCAUCAGUUUAUCAUCUGACAUCACUUUAGUUGUACUAUUAAAGUACUAGUUUCUAUUCCCUGGAAUUUAUUUAUUUAUUUAUUACUUUUGAAAAUACUUUUGCUGUGAGUUAACAAGGGAUAUAAGAAGUGAU